AAGUCUAAAUUCGUAUUCAUUCGCGUUCAACAAACAUAUUAUGCAUUACUGAAAUUUUAUGAGAGCGGAAACUGGUGUACAAGCAGCUAAAAAUGUGCAUCUGACAAGCAGCUUCCUCUGGUUAUCCCUGAAUCCCAGCGCACAUGCGGGCAAUGGCAUGUGAUUGAGGUGGAAAAGACGUCUGUGUUUUAAAGUGUGAAAACGUCCUCACCGCAGAACGAAGAGGAAGGGAGGGAGUCCAAACAACGCACCACACUUUAAGUGGACAACAGAACAAUAAACAGACAUUUGCUUCUGUUUUGGCUUUCUCUCUCUCUCCAAAUAACCAUAAGGAUAAUGCCGUAAACUCCUGCUGUCGAUUUAGGAAUAGGAAAGCCGACGUCUGGAUUAAUUCCAUUAUUACUGCUGUUGCCACGACCUGACUCAUGGACACAGGCAAGCCAAAGCGACACCAAACCAUCCGUAUUCGUCUGUUUUUAACUUUUGGCUGCUGAUUCAUUUUCAGAGAACAAGGGUGAUGUGAAACUUUGCACUUUCGCAAAUUCGUGGUUUUGAUAAGAAGAACUUGGGGUUUUAAAUUGUGUUGACAUACUCUACCAAACGCUUAUUUUAUUGUUUAUAUAUAUCUUGAUGAAAUGUCCAGUAAUGUAAACAGGUUAAAAUCGCACGUGUAUAAUCUUUUAUUCCGACUGUUAAACAAAGGAUGGUAAAGUCUUAACGUGGAGUUUGUAGGCUACAUGGUCGUACUGCUGUCGCUAGUUUAUCCGGAUUUAUUUUUUGACUACUGAUUUAUCUGGAUGGUUUUAAACUCAGUAUCACUCAAUCAACACAAUAGAACCGAAAGCACUGAAGUUGUUUUUCCACGCGAGUCUUCGUCAAAAACAACGUGGAAAUCUGCUGGACUGGCGUCUUUACCUGGAGGUUACCGUGGAGGUGUAUCCUGCAUGGAGACGGAUUUAAUGGCCGUUGGCAACGUGGGAUCGGUACAGGGGGGCAUGAUGUCCUUAGAUCCUGUGGUCGAUGGGAUUUUGAUGGACUCGUUUUGCCAACAACAGGGAUGGGUUCGGGUGUACGAUGUGAAGGGGCCGCCCAGCUACCACUUCUCCUGUGGCCAGUCGCCGUUCACAGAGCCCUGUGUUUGGGAGAGGAAGUACUGCAUCCUGACUGAUAGCCAGCUCAUCCUGCUCAACAAAGAGGAAGAGAUGCCAUCUGAGGUCCAUGAAAGCCCCACAGCCUCUUCGUCAAAGGGCCGCAGCCUGAGAAGGACAGUCAGUGUGCCCUCUGAAGGACAGUUCCAUGAGUAUCCAGCAGAGGGCACCUCUAUGAUAGCAGAAGCGUCUGCGGAGCGCUCUCCCAGGCGGAGGAGCAUAUCGGGGCUGGACAGCUCGGAGAAGAACAUCUCCCUGGAUGGCCCCAACUCCUCGCCCUUCAAAGUGCCUGGUUUCUUAAGUAAACGACUGAAAGGAUCCAUCAAAAGGACGAAGAGUCAGUCAAAGCUUGACCGCAACACAAGCUUUAGACUACCAUCACUGCGACCAACAGAAAACGACAGGUCACGAGCCCUGCCUAAACUGAAGGAGUCGUGUUCCCAUGAGUCUUUGCUGAGUCCAGGCAGUGCUGCUGAAGCUCUUGAUCUGAGUAUAGAGGAGGAUGUCUACAUCAAACCCCUACACAGCAGCAUUCUAGGACAGAACUUUUGCUUUGAGGUGGCAUACUCGGGUGGAAGUAAGUGUUUUAGCUGUUCCUCAGCUGCUGAACGAGACAAAUGGAUGGAGAACCUCAAGAGAACUUUGCAGCCUAAUAAGGACAACUGUCGGCGGGCUGAUAACGUCCUUCGCCUUUGGAUAAUCGAGGCUAAAGACUUUCCCCCGAAAAAGAAGUAUUUCUGUGAGUUGUGUCUGGAUGACGUUCUGUUUGCUCGCACCACCAGCAAAACCCGCUCUGACUGCCUGUUCUGGGGGGAGUACUUUGAGUUCUCCAGCCUUCCUUCGGUCAAGAGCAUCACUGUGCACAUCUACCGUGAUGUAGAUAAGAAGAAGAAAAAGGACAAGAACAACUAUGUAGGUCUGGUGAAUAUCCCCGUGCAGGGAGUGAUGGGAAGGCAGUUUGUGGAGAAAUGGUAUCCUGUCAGCACCCCCACCACCAGCAAAACCAAAGGUGGAGGCCCCUCAAUCCGCAUCAAAUCUCGUUUCCAAACCAUCUCCAUCCUACCCAUGGAGCAGUACAAGGAGUUUGCCGAGUUUGUGACCAAUAACUAUACCAUGUUGUGCUCUGUGCUAGAGCCCAUCAUUAGUGUGAAGAACAAAGAGGAGGUGGCGAGUGCGCUUGUUCACAUACUGCAGAGCACAGGAAGGGCAAAGGACUUCCUGACGGAUCUAGUGAUGUCAGAGGUGGAUCGCUGUGCUGACCAUGACGUGCUGAUCUUUAGGGAGAACACGCUAGCCACCAAAGCCAUAGAAGAAUACCUAAAAGUGGUGGGACAGAAGUACCUACAUGAUGCACUAGGAGAAUUUAUUAAAGCGCUGUAUGAGUCAGAUGAGAAUUGUGAAGUGGAUCCAUCUAAGUGCUCCAACAGUGAGCUGCAAGAACACCAGAGUAACCUGAAGAUGUGCUGUGAGCUGGCCUUCUGCAAGAUUAUCAACUCUUACUGUGUUUUUCCCCGGGAGCUGAAGGAGGUGUUUGCAUCAUGGAAGCAACAGUGUCAUGCUCGAGGGAAGCAGGACAUCAGUCAGCGUCUGAUUAGCGCAUCGCUCUUCCUGCGUUUCCUCUGUCCUGCCAUCAUGUCCCCAUCCCUCUUCAGUCUCAUGCAGGAAUAUCCAGACGACCGCACCUCGCGAACACUCACCCUCAUCGCUAAAGUCAUCCAGAAUCUUGCUAACUUUGCCAAAUUUGGGAACAAAGAGGAGUACAUGGCCUUCAUGAAUGACUUUCUGGAGCACGAGUGGGCUGGUAUGACUCGUUUCUUACUGGAGAUCUCUAAUCUCGAGACCAUCUCCAACACCCCAGGCUUUGAGGGCUACAUUGACCUGGGCCGCGAGCUGUCAGUGCUGCACUCGCUAUUGUGGGAGGUGGUGUCUCAACUGGACAAGGGUGACAAUUCCUUCCUGCAGGCAACAGUGGCCAAAUUGGGGCCCCUGCCGCGAAUCCUUGGCGAUAUCACCCGCUCACUCUCUAGCCCCACCCCUGUCCAGCAGCAGCUCAGGCGCUUCCAGGACCAUAGCUCCGCUCACGACAUCAGUGGAAGUGUUUCCUCAGGACUGCAAAGAAUAUUCGAAGAUCCAGCAGACAGUGAAAUUAGGAGCAUCAAAUCCCCUGUCCAGGAGCACAUGGAGGUCUUAGCCAGAGGAAAGCAUCCCUUUUUGGGCCAGCAGUCCUCUGCGCACAGCAUGAGCUUCUCUGACAAAGAGGAGCGAGACAGUCCCCUCCCUAAUGGACGCAGCAUAUCUUUAAUGGACCUCCAGGACUCUUACCUUGCACAGGGCCAUCCAGCACCCACCUCUCUCCAUGAAGCCCCACCAAGGUUAGGACAGGUGGGCUCUCAAACAUCCAUUGGUCCUCUGCCUCCUCCACACCAAUACCAGCCUGCAAUCCAUCCAAAAGUCCCCCAGCUACGGGACAACUUGCCUCAGAGUGCUCCCCAGGUGCGCCGUCCUCUCCACAAUUCCCUUAGCCAGCAGCGCAGCCUACAGCCGCUCUCAUUCCAGAACCCCGUGUACCACCUCAGCAACCUGCAUGCACAAUCCACGCACUCGACUCAGUGUACACAUUCCGUCCAAUUCCUGCAGCCAGACUCUAGCUCAGAGAACCUGAGCACAGGCAGCUCUCGUAGCGCCAGCCCCAGCGCAUCAGGGCGGUGUGCCACCCCCAGGGCCAGGAUGCCCUCUAUCAGCAGCGUGGAGGAGGAACUUAACCACAAAAGCAUUCAAGGGCAGGAGACUCCUCCUCUUACAGCACGUUGGCACCCGCCCCUGGCAGACUCGCACUCUGGAGCACAGGUUGUGGCAGUGCCAAGGCAAAGUAGCACAGGCACGGCACAUAUUGUGAAAGUAGAGCAGCAGAGUCGUGGAGCAGGGUUGGCGGCAGGGAAUGCGGGAGCGAGAACCCCUAGAUCUCUUCCUCACAGCACCUCCCUGCAUAGUAGCAGCAGCAUCAACACUGAACCAAUGCAGCACAGUGGAGACAGAUCCAAACAGCAGUCCACGUGCUCCAGAAACAGCUCGGUACCUGGAGGGCGAGGUAACAAACAGGUCCAGUCCCCUGUAGAAUCGGUCACCUUGUCCCCAGUGGAGAGAACGGCAGCAUGGGUCAUGAAUAAUGGCCAGUAUGAGGAUGAAGAAGAGGAAGGCCAAAGCAAAGAGGAUGACAAACAUGUAGAGAAGUAUGAACAGGAGAUCUCGAAGCUGAAGGAGCGUCUGAGGGCGUCUAGCCGGCGACUGGAGGAGUAUGAGAGACGGCUACUGGCACAGGAGCAGCAGAUGCAGAAGCUGCUCUUGGAAUACAAGUCUCGAUUGGAGGAGAGUGAGGACCGUCUGCGCAGACAGCAGGAAGAGAAAGACAGCCAGAUGAAGAGUAUUAUCUGCAGGUUAAUGACCGUGGAGGAUGAACUGAAGAGAGACCAUGCAGAAAUGCAGGCAGUCAUAGAUGCCAAACAGAAGAUAAUUGAUGCGCAGGAGAAGAGGAUCAGCUCCCUGGAUGCAGCUAACUCACGGCUAAUGAGUGCCCUGACUCAGGUUAAAGAACGCUACAGCAUGCACAACCUCCGCAAUGGACUGUCGCCCACUAACCCCACCAAGCUCUCCAUCACUGAGAAUGGAGAGUUCAAGAACAGCAGUUGCUGAUUGGUGCUCAUGGACUUGAAGUGCCAUACUGAAUGGUGCAACAAGACAAAUCUCUGUCACUGAUUAGUGAAGUUCAAGAUGGACAGAGCACCCUUAGCUGGUGGCUAAAUUGACUGACUACUGUAUACAUGCAAUUCCAAGGAAUGUCUGGUUAUUAAUGUAAAUUAACAUUAUCUAAUAUUGGUAAUGUACAUAAAUGCUGCUGCAGAGAGGAUUGUUUUAAAUUGCGUGGGAACGUUCAGCAAAGAAUUUUGAGUCAGUAAGUUUGUUUUUUAUUUUAAAUAUUGAUAUAUGCCUAAAUGCAGAUUUUUGAUUGUAAAGAUUUGUAAUUAUUGCCUAAGAUAUUUGAAGGAGAUGUACAUAUCGUAAAAAUUUAAUUGUUUUAAAAGAAAAUAUGAAUAAAAGCACAUAGGUAUUAGUCAUAUUUGUAAAUGUCUGCAGGUAACGGAAGCUGACAGGUAAAAACAGAAGGUAAUUUUUGGCACUCAGUUUUCUAACACAACUUCUCUAUAUAUUUAUAUAUAUAUAUAUAUAUAUAUAUAUAUAUAUAUAUAUAUAUAUAUAUAUAUAUAUAUAUAUAAAAAAUUUCUUUUUUCUUUUAUUUUGUUGUCAUCUUGCAAAAGGUUGUUGUGUCUGAGGUGACAGACACAGUGAAUGCAGACACAGUUCAGUUCAUCAGAAAAAUAAGAGUACAUGUUUAUUUAAGGGAUAGUUCACCCAAAAAUAAAAAUUUUGUCAUAAUUUACUCACCUUCAUGUAGUUCCAAACCUGCAUGAAUUUCUUACUUGUGUGGAGCACAAAGGGAGUCCUAGCAGAAUGACUAAGCUGCUUUUUUCCAUACAGUGAAAGUCAAUAGUGACUAUGGCUGUCCCCAUCCACUUUCACUGUAUAGAUAAGAGCAGCUUGGACAUACAAAUAUAUGUCUGCUUUUGGGUUAAAUGCCAGAAACUAAGUCAUACAGGUUCAGAAUGUCAUGAGGGUGAGAUGAUGACAAAGUUUUCAUUUUUGGUUGAACUAUCCCUUUAAUGUGUUACUAAAAAUAGACCAUUGAAUGAAUUAGUGAAUUGAUGAAAUGAAAUAUUAUGAUGAAUUAACCAUAUUAUUUGGUCAGAUAUGUUGGUGAUAUGAUGCAUCAACUGGAGGGCUGUCACUCACCUUAACUUAACAAAACUUUUGCCUCGUACUGGUUUCAUGUAUCUGACCAGAGUGCUGUGAAACCGCCAAUCUACAGUCUCACUGCUCUUGUUCUUAUCCAGUUUAUUUUUUGUUGACAACUUCUGUUGAAUGCCUUUGUUUCCCACUGUUCUCACUCUGUCCAUAUGAACAGCAAUGCCUUUAACAUUUUGUGGCACAGAACUCUUCAUUGUUUGCUGUUCUCACAGUGAUAUGUUCGAUGGUCAGUCUCAAAGUUCAGAAGUUGACAGCUGAGCAUAGAAUAAAGAUGGAUUGUGGCCUCAUUGA
Messenger RNA from Myxocyprinus asiaticus (Chinese sucker), 6299 nucleotides. RefSeq names its product ras GTPase-activating protein nGAP-like. The coding region runs from base 798 to 4838 and encodes 1346 amino acids. The record is from RefSeq and is a predicted model, not a curated record. Lineage: Eukaryota; Metazoa; Chordata; Actinopteri; Cypriniformes; Catostomidae. The transcript is spliced from 18 exons. Gene Ontology annotation, biological process: regulation of GTPase activity.